CGCGACUUUCCAUCAGGCGGCUUUCUCUGCAUCCGGAAGGAGCCGGGCUGGGCUGGAGAGUCUGUGCAGUGGGUCUGGGGGCCCUGAGGUGGGAGACACGUGGGAGAGAGGCCAAGAGGCGCAGGGGGCCAGGAGGCGGGGCACAGGGCCCGAGGCGUGGGCCUGGGCAGGGGCCAGAAGACAACAGGGAGGUGGGCAGCCCCCGGGGCGGGCGGAGCUCUCCAGCCGUGCAGGCCCUGGGGCUCCGGCCGCUCACUGGUGAAGUCCAGGAGUGGCUGAAAUCCAAGCUGGGGUAACAAAAGGCAGCCGCUGUCCCUAAGCCGGCACAGCUCUGAUCCGCCCUCCCACCCGCCCUCCGCUGCCCGCGGGCCAUGUAAGAACGGCCCCGGGGGCCCCGCAGCCGCUGGUCAGAGGGCAGCGGGUCCAUGACGCCGGCCAGGCCUCCGGGGGACCUCGGGGGCCGUGAGCACGCAGAGAGAGCUUCCCGGGCCCCUCGGGGGCGGGGGGGCGCCGAGGGCCGGCCCCGAAGAUGCCCACCAACGGCCUGCACCAGGUGCUGAAGAUCCAGUUUGGCCUGGUCAACGACACCGACCGCUACCUGACAGCCGAGAGCUUCGGCUUCAAGGUCAACGCCUCGGCACCCAGCCUCAAGCGGAAGCAGAUGUGGGUGCUGGAGCCGGACCCGGGGCAGGGCCCGGCCGUGCUGUUCCGCAGCAGCCACCUGGGCCGCUACCUGUCAGCCGAGGAGGAUGGGCGCGUGGCCUGCGAGGCGGAGCGGCCGGGUCGUGACUGCCGCUUCCUGGUCCUGCCGCAGCCCGACGGGCGCUGGGCGCUGCGGUCGGAGCCCCACGGCCGCUUCUUCGGUGGCACCGAGGACCGGCUGUCCUGCUUCGCCACGGCCAUCUCCCCGGCCGAGCUGUGGACCGUACACCUGGCCAUCCACCCGCAGGCCCACCUGCUGAGCGUCAGCCGCAGGCGCUACGCGCACCUGUGCCCGCAGGAGGACGAGAUGGUGGCGGACAGCGACACGCCGUGGGGCGUGGGCGCGCUCAUCACCCUCAUCUUCCAGAACCGGCAGUACUGCCUCAGGUCCUGUGACAGCCGCUACCUGCGCAGCGACGGCCGCCUCGUGUGGGAGCCCGAGCCCCGAGCCCGCUACACGCUGGAGUUCAAGGCCGGCAAGCUGGCCUUCAAGGACUGUGAUGGCCGCUACCUGGCGCCCGUGGGCCCCACUGCCACGCUCAGGGCGGGUCGCAACACGAGGCCCGGCAAGGACGAGCUCUUCGACCUGGAGGAGAGUCACCCGCAGGUGGUGCUGGUGGCCGCCAACCACCGCUACGUGUCGGUGCGGCAAGGGGUCAACGUCUCAGCCAACCAAGAUGAAGAACUGCAUCAUGAGACCUUCCUGAUGCAAAUUGACCAGGAGACAAAGAAGUGUACCUUCUAUUCCAGCACGGGGGGCUACUGGACCCUGGUCACCCAUGGGGGCAUCCAGGCCACGGCCACACAAGUUUCGGCCAGCACCAUGUUUGAGGUGGAGUGGCGCGGCCGGCGGGUGGCACUCAAGGCUAGCAAUGGGCGCUACGUGUGCAUGAAGAAGAAUGGGCAGCUGGCGGCCACCAGCGAUUUUGUGGGUGAGGACGAGGAGUUCAUUCUCAAGCUCAUCAACCGCCCCAUCCUCGUGCUGCGGGGCCUGGACGGCUUCGUCUGCCACCGUCGUGGCUCCAACCAGCUGGACACCAACCGCUCGGUCUACGACGUCUUCCGCCUGAGCUUCAGCGACGGCGCCUACCACAUCCGAGGCCGUGGCGGCGGCUUCUGGUACACCGGCAGCCACGGCAGCGUGUGCAGCGACGGCGAGCGCGCCGAGGACUUCCUCUUCGAGUUCCGCGAGCGCGGCCGCCUGGCCAUCCGCGCCCGGAGCGGCAAGUACCUGCGCGGCGGCGCCUCGGGGCUGCUGCGCGCGGACGCGGACGCUCCCGCCGGGGUCGCGCUCUGGGAGUACUGAGCGGGCGGCCGGCCUGUCCCCCAUUAAACCGUGUCUGUGUCGCA
Messenger RNA from Felis catus (domestic cat), 2052 nucleotides. RefSeq names its product fascin actin-bundling protein 2, retinal (gene FSCN2). Gene Ontology annotation, molecular function: actin filament binding; protein-macromolecule adaptor activity. NCBI's taxonomy places the organism in Eukaryota, Metazoa, Chordata, Mammalia, Carnivora, Felidae. Gene Ontology annotation, biological process: cell migration; actin filament bundle assembly; establishment or maintenance of cell polarity. The coding region runs from base 530 to 2008 and encodes 492 amino acids. The record is from RefSeq and is a predicted model, not a curated record. The transcript is spliced from 5 exons. Gene Ontology annotation, cellular component: cytoplasm; actin cytoskeleton.